CUCUCUCUCUCUCUCUCCGUCUCUCUCUGCUCCUCACCCACUUGUACCUUGUCUCUCUUAAAAUAAAUAAACUUUAGUAAAAAAAAAAAUUUUGAAAGUCUUUUUAGGAACAGAGAUUCAGUCUCUGGCCCAUGGUUAGGAGCAUGGGUCAGAAAGAUAAGGUGGGAACCCCAACUCUGUCACUUGGUAGGUAGGAGACCUCGGGCAAGCCUCCAACUCUCCAAGCCUCAGUGUCCUUCCUCAUCUGUAAAAUUGGUUGUUUUCAGAACUGGGCUGUUAUGAGGAUCUGGAUGGGAUGAGAUGAUGCAUACAAAAAGUACUUAUUACAGUGAAAGACACAUAAGAGUCCAAUAAAUGUCAUCCUUACGAGGUCAAAUUAAUUUUGUUGUCGAUUCAGAGAAGAAUGUUUGAUCAAAGAGUAGUCCUUUCUUGGUUAAAGUGACCACUUAUUCAAACAUAGGUACUAAGUACCUACAAUAUACAAGGCUCCAACAGGGGAGAGAAAGGCACUGAUGUUGUCCCUGCUGCAAAGGAGGAAGGGAUAGAUCAUGUGCACCAAGAACCACAACACAAGAGAGAGCAUACUCAGCAUCAUAAGAGAGGUACAGAUAAGUGUGUGUGCAGGUGAAGAGGGAAAGAGAACAGUGGCUGAAGGACAAGGUUUCCCAGGGAAGAACCUAUGUAAGUUACUUUAAAAGAAGGGUAGGAUUUGAGCAUGUGAUGCUGGGGGACAUGACCGAGUAAACCCAGAGACCCAAAGGCAAUGACAUAGGACUGGGGUGGGAGAGAAACUCUGAGAAAAUCUGCAAAAGCAGAUUGCCCGAUACCCAGAAUUUGUGGAGGAAAGCCUGAGAGAUGAGCCUGGCGGGUAGAUGUGCAAGGCAUGAGGAGGGAUGCCGUAAAUGGUCUCAAGUGUCAGAUGAUGAAAUCAGUAGUUGUUCACUAAGCAAUGGGGAGCUAUGUAGAGUGAGUGAACAGAGGAGUAAUGUGAUCUUAUACCUAGUCACCCUUAAUCUGUUAGCGGUGUUUGGCAGGGAUUAGAGAGGGAAGACUGGAGGAGGACAGACCACAUGGAAAUAUUUCUGAGACAACAGUCCUAAAUGAGCAAGGGGCAGAGAAGAGAAGGAGGUCUAGAAUUAGGGUCGGGCCUGUUCAGACCAGCGAGAGACACAUCAGAGAUGGAAUUCAGGAAAACUGAUAACGGACUGGUAGGAGGGGUGUGUGUGUGUGUGUGUGUGUGUGUGUGUGUGUGUGUGUGUGUCUUCCGGGUUGAGGGGAGGGGGAGUAGAUUGGCGUGGUUCAUUCUAAAGAGUGAAAGAAUUCCCGGGUGGAAAUAUUUCCACUAGGAACGCCAUGAUACUUCCGGUGCAGAAACGGUAAUGGGAAGUCUUGGGAGGAAAGAUAAAUUCGAGAAGGGAGACAGAGGGAUGAGGUUUUUGGAGCUAGGUUAAUCCCUGAAAGAAACAGCCAAUGCACCUAUCCUUAAGAUGUGUUCUGGACCUUUCCCUCCCCAGAGAGGCAGAUUGCAAAUUAAAUGCAAUAUACAUGGGUUUGUCACGGUCUAUACAAUCAUUCUAAAGUCCCGGCCGGCCCUCAGUUCCCUAAGAGAGUUACCAGUUGCUGUUCUACGUGCGAGAUACCACCUAAAAUUGGCAACAGAAAUUAAGGUCCUGCGCAGCAAAGUAUUUAUACAACUGCUGGGGCCACUCCGCGGGGUGUGGAGGCGGAGAGGGAGGAGGAGUGAAGGUUGUUUACAAACUUUACGUACAUACUCAGCACCAUUCGAAAAGUUCUGGAAUUGGUGUUUACAACCUUCGGAUCUAGGGGUGUUCUGAUGACCUGGGUUCCAGUGCCUGGUUUAUGCCCACCCCAGCCAUAACCUUCGGCAGAAUGGAAGGAUUCCUGCGCUUUGGCCCUAGGUCUUGGGGCGGCGAUGACUCACGGCAGCACCCCCUUACCCCCCCGCGCGUCAAACUGCCGUCUCCGCCCACCCCCAAACAAUCUCAACGACGAGCCGAGCCGCAGCUCCUGGCGCUUUGCUGGGGGCUGGAGGGGCUCAUCGCUGUGCUCGUAUCCCAGCAGGCUAAAACCUUCCCAGUCCUACUCUUCAAGCUUGCCUCGUUCCCCCACCGGACCCUUCCGUUGAGCAGUGGAGACAGAUGCGACAUCCCAACCGGGGACGCAGGAUCCACCAACGACAGCGCUCGGCAGGGGCAGCCAAGUGGCCCGGGCCAUCCAUGGCAUGGAAACCGUUGCCCUGCUAUACGACAGUGAACAAGAAACUGUUUCUGCUCUUGAGGAAUUCAUGUUUGGUGAAACACGCAGCAUCACUGAUAUCGUCUGUGUGGAUGGCGCCCCUGGAGCUGGGCAGUACACAGCCUGUACAACUGCAUCCUGGGGCCCCGAGUCAACAAUAUGUACUGGCUCCAUGGCAUCGCCUCUGGAAGAUCUCUGUCAUGUUCCUACAUGCAGCACGCAGCAUAUGGCAACGAUUCCCCAUGGGUGGUCUCCCCCCGCUGCUGGGAAUAGGAGGCAGCCCCAGGAGGGCGGGGAUGGAACCUAAGGCAGCUCUACACCGUCCAGAGCUGGGGCUCAGGAGUUCUUUGGCUGAAUCGGGUCAAAGAGGACUGAGUUAAAAAAUUCUGUCGCAGCACCAGCUUUGCCCUCCUCAAAGCACUAUUUUGUCUGCUCCCUGGAUCAGAGGGAAGGCACAUUGAUAGGCCAGAACAUCACAGCUCUUCUUCCCCCCCCGACAUGUCCCCAAGUAGUCCAGACAGACCACUGUAGGAGCCCAUCCUAAUAAAAUCCCACCAGAUGCCUUCGUUUGCUUCAACCUUCUUCCUGGGUUUUGUAGGCAGCAUGAAAGCCUAGUUAUGCUUCUGCAAAGAGCUUUCUUAACCAAGGGCUCUCAGAGUCUCUUCACCGUGAGCACAAGUUUUGCCCACCCAGGCGUUUGCUAACUCCACAGAACAAUUCUUAUUACCUUAGUAAUCAUGAGUUACUGAAAGAGAGGAAACGCAAAACACGAACGCUGCACCAAGGGAAAACUUGGUCAAUCGGCACCUGCCAGAAAAGCCCGGAGGGUGGGAAUGGAGUGGGGAGGCUUCCUCGGGCUCCUCCCCAGGGGGGCUGCUGCAACUUCCAAGCUGAAGGUCUUUGUGUAAGAGGUGAGGGGUGUGGUGGACCCAGAGACUUGUGGCUGGCUGGCGAACAAAGGAAGGAAAAGGGAAAGGCAAGGGUGCUUCCACUUUUCAAGGUAACAUAGUUGAACGAAUCCAAGAUUGAAUUGGCUGCAAUCACUGGUGAUUCAUUGUGAGAAUAUCACAAAGGGCCUCUUUCCCCCCAGUUUCCGCUGUAGGGAUUUCCCAGGCUAAGAGGGCAGCCCAGUUUGAGUCACCGGGUUGAAGAAACCUAGAAACGAUAACGUGAAACAGAUCAACUACACCCAUAAAGGACUGUCAACCCUGUGCCCGCAAGAAUUCUUUCAACACUAAUUUCUCUAUCAUCAAAUCUGGGUUUUUGUAAGUCUGUUUAUAAUGGGACUCCAGCUUUCUUUCUUUGCUCUGUAUCUUCCCCCUCUGAAGGGUCGGAGGGCCAUCUAAGAAAGAACUAACGAGUUGAAAUUAUCAUCAAUUAUGCUGGCUACGCAUUACCAGGUAUCACAAUGAAGAGCUUUCCUUCUUUUGGGGGCGUGGCCAGGUAUCUCUAAUAGAGAGAUUUCACAGGAGCUAAAUAUCAUUUCAUGUCUGUUCGACUGAAAAUAACAGCAUUUUUGAGUGCCGAGUGCAUUCUAGGCACUUAACAUUCAUUAUGUCCUUGAUUUCGAAUCCCAUCAGAAAGGUAAUAUUUCGUUACUGAAUUGUCAAGAAAAGCUAAGGUCUAGAAAAGCUAAAUAAAUGAUUGGUCCACCAUCACCUAGCAAAUAAGUGGCAAAGCCAAGACAGAACCUCCGCUUUUACCUGUUCCCAAUUUUAUGUCUUCCCACUCCCCUGAUUGCCCUUCUAGAAACUCUAUAAAGGCAGGACUUAACAAAAGCAAAAAGGAAUGUGAUUUAGUACGACAGUCAAGUAAAGUGUGACUCAUCACAAAUGUCCAUAACGUGACAUAUCUCUUGCUAUGAAAUAAUUCAACAACCUCACUCCGUUCGUGCAUACGUGCCAGUCAGCCCCCAUAAAUCCCCUGGGGCAUGUGCCCUAAUGUUCCCUAUUCAUCCCCCAGUCUGAUACCUUGCAACCACACGCUGACAUCACAAUAUUUAUUUUGUUAAUGGGUGGGAACAGAGGAAGUGGCCAUUUAUGGGGCAUGCGUUUUUUUUUUUUAAACGAUUCCAUUCCUGGCAUUUGUGAACACCAAAAGCCCAGCGUUCAGCUCAUUUCCCUGAGGAUUCGAGGUUCUGAAAAGAAUGUUUCGGGAGACUGGGGACUCUUGUCGUUUCUACUUCUAGGAGUAUCUUCUCUCACUAUGAACUCACUGAACAACCAGAGUCAGUAUAGGUGGUGAGAGAGCGAAACAGCAGACAUCUCUUGAAGGAGAAGAUGACAGAGACUAAGGGAAGGCCAGUCUUGGCGGCCAGUGUUCAUGACUCUUUGCCACACCCAAAUCUGGUCGCCAUGAUAUGCCAUCCGCGGUAUUCACGCCACGCCAUUGCUUUUGUUUUCUGAGUAUGGGUUUCAAUGCUUAGUGGUAACCCACAGGGUAUCAUCUUCUCAUUGCAUCUGGUGCCAUCUUCUCACCAACAGCCUCCUUAUUCGUGGACUGUCUGAAAUUCACUGCUCACUUUAGCAGUGAUCAAAAUCAAGCAUCAGGGCCUCACAGCUCCUGACCGACUCAGAGUUCCAGGAUCCGAGGCAAGCCCCACGCUGUCUCCUCACACGUCCCAGUCACAUCUGUCAGGGUUGCUCUGUUGGAAAGAGCUCUGCCCGUAAACUUUUAACUUUCCACUGUGCGAUGUGCGGCCACGCAGGCACUUCCAGGCCCACUUAUCCCCAGGCCAAAUAUCGGGGUAACGACUGCCCUUUGGUGAUGAUGUCCAGACCCUCUGAGGCCCGUUCUCACACUCGGCAGCAUUCUGUAGGCUGCUGGAAAAAACUGGAGAUGGACAGGCUUAUAAAAAACAAGGAAUGUGCCUCCUCCUUAAAGAACCCAUCACCUCAGCAUACUCUCCCUGGGAGGUUUGCAUUCUUUAGAGUCCCCAAGUUUCCAUGCAUAAUCCUGGGCCCGUAGCUUCUGUUUGAGUUGAACUGAGUCAAGAUAGGAAGGACACACACUGUUACGAUUCCCACUUGCAGAUGGUGAAACUAAGACCAAUAGGUUCAAAUCAUUUGACUGGUGUUACAAACCUAACUGAACAUAUAACGGUCAGGCUGGCACCAGAUGCAAUUCAAACGUUAAAUAAGGAUGGUUUUAGUGGUCAUCGGAGGUAUACUUUUGGGGGGUGGACAAAGGUGAAUGCUGCAUACCUAAUGCAUCAGAAGCAGCAAAUGAAAGGGGGUGGGGUGACAAAAGGGGGUGAGAAGGAGCUGUGGUAAGGCCCUCACAGUCAUGAACUAUUAAUGGCCAAGGAAGGGAAAGUUGUUUUUGCCACACGUGGUUGAAUAUGAGCUUUUCAGGGUGUGUGCUCACACCGUCGACUAACUGUGGGGAACUCAGAGGAAAAGACUUACGUUUCUCUUUGCCUUGGUUUCCUCAUUUCCUUAAAGUACAAACAAUACCACCUACCUCACAAGGUUGUUGUACGGAAGAAAUUAGAUAAUCUAGAUCAAGGUUUCUCAAUAGUGGCAUUAUUGAUGUCUGCAGCAGGAAAAUCCUCUGUUGGCCAAGGCAGUGAGGCUGCCCUGUGCAGUGGGGCAUGUUCAGCAGCCACACUGGCCCCCUGGCCCCCUACUAGAUGCCAAUACUGUAUCCCUCACCCUCAGUCAUGACAAUCAGAAACGUCUCCAGACAUUGCCAGAUGUCCCUAGAGAGGCAAAACUGCCCCCGGUUAAGAACCACAGAUUUAGC
Molecule: messenger RNA, 6000 nt
Organism: Herpailurus yagouaroundi (jaguarundi)
Lineage: Eukaryota; Metazoa; Chordata; Mammalia; Carnivora; Felidae
Exons: 5
Coding region: 2160-2636 (158 amino acids)
Source: RefSeq, a predicted model, not a curated record